GUUCAGUGUGUGCCAGCGAGCCCAUCCAUAGAUUCAUCUCUCCUCCCUGCGUUAGGGUUCCACUCCCGUUCCUCCUCCGGCCGCCACCUCCGCAUCGACCUCCUCGGUUGCCAUGGUGAUGGAUGACAACCAACUCCGGGUGCUCCAGAUCCCUCCGCCUAUCCACCCCGACGAUCCGGAUUCUCCUCUCCCGGAGACCAUCCUCAUCGACUCGUUCGGCUACCUCAGCGACCGCACCAACGCCACCACCGCCAGGGGCCGCAGGAGCAGGACCAAGAAGAAGGGCAAGCGCAUCCUGGUCACCUUCUGGCCGGUUGCCCCGCCGCGCGUCUCCUGCUUCACCGUCCACUGCCCAGAUCUGAAGCCCGAUGUAUUCGCUGACAUCCCCAAGAUCUCCUAUACGGAGGACGACCUCGUCCUGCUCAGCAUCACCAUCUGCCCCGAGCGCCAGCACGUGUACGGCCAGAACAUCCGCUACUUCGUCUACCAGGCCGGCACCAAGAAGACGCCGCCGUCGGUCAAGCUCGUCCACUGUCCCGCCUACUUCAGGAUCUACGACCAAGAGGUUGCCUUACUGCACUGCCACCACCAAGAGAUGUUCUUCAUCGCCGUGCUCCGCUGGGCCUUCAUUGAUCGGGAUUACACCGACGGGCACUUUAAUCUCCACCUGUACAACUCCAAGACAAAGGCAUGGAACAUCAAGUUGAUGCUUCUUGAUUCGCCCAAGGAUUUUGAGUUCCGCUCUUUCAACAAGGGGAUCACCAUUGGAGGGGAGCUUGGUUCAGUGGGUUGGGUCGACCUUAGGCGGGGCAUUAUCAUCUGUGACCUUCUCCUUGACAACCACAGUCUUCGCUACAUCCCACUACCUUCGCCGCUGUUGCCCGAUCCAGUCAGGGGUUAUAUGUUGUUUGUUCGGAACAUCACUGUUCUCCAAGGUUACAUCAAGUAUUUUGAGAUGCACAGUAACGUCAGACCGGGCUCAGACACUGGAAGCUCCCUGAUAUGUGAAGGUUGGAUGGCUGCAACAAAAAAAAUAAAAAUUUCAAGCAUUGGCUCUACUUCUGGUAGAAGCAACUGGGAGGAGGACUGUACUAUCAGAUGCUCAGAUGAUGUACCAUUGGAUAGCCCUGUGUAUGCCCAAAUGCUACCUAAUCCGCAGGAGGGAGAUGAUGCCAAGCCAAGCCUGAAGAAAAUUCGUGUAGGCUAUCCUGCUCUUAGCUUGCAUGACGGUGAUGUUGUUUACCUUAUGCACAUGCCUGAUCCCCGUGGGGAUAAGGCCUGUGUGAUUGCUCUUGAUAUGAGGAACAAGGCUGUAAAAGGCGUGGCUAAUUUUGGCGGCUCUGGAAGACCCCUGGGUCCUUCUUACACCUACCUUCCGAGUGGGAUCUCCAAGCAUCUGGGCAUUUUCUCAUCAACCAGGUCCUCGUCCGCACCGUUGUGCGGCAACUGUUGCAGCCACAAUGUUCCCACCAUUUGCUAGCCAGACACAGCUAAAUGCCAGAGCUAGCUAGCGCAUAAUAGUGCACUAGUAGUAGUACACUUGUAUCAUCUUCAGCAAACUACUCCCUAUUCCCAAGAAAUUGCACGUAUAGGGAGAGUUGAGGCAAAAAACCUGCUUCAGCAGUCUCCCUAAACCCAAAAAAUUAUCUCCUCAAAUAGUGGAGAGUUGCAACCCUCCCCAUAAAUUUUCAAUGCUUGCCAUGUCAGUGCGCCGCCUCCAUUGACCGCCGCGCCACUGGACCACUGCCGCCUGCUGGAACACCACCGCUGCCGCCGGACUUCUGUGCUGCCGUUGCUGGACAUCCGCGCCGCCGCCACCUGCCACCGCAGCCUUGACGAAAAGAUGCAAAUGAGAGAGAGGAAAAAAAAUGACCCACUGGCAGGCGUGGCCCAUUUGUUAGGGAGAGUUGUAUUGGGACAAAAUCGGCAAUCACUAUGGUUGGCUUAUUUGAGGGGAAAUAUUGCAGUGGAUCCGUGGCCCCUGUAAAAAUUGCAGUACAUUUAGGGUCUCCCUCUUCUUCAUAUUAGUUGUCAUUCUAGUUUUGUCCAAAGUCAAACCUUUCUUUCUAUCUUUAAUAACUACCGGUUUCUAGAAAUGCGUAUAGUUUAGUGUGAACUCCAUUUUUCAACCCCUAGUUUAACAAUUGGCCCAUUUAGCAGAAAUUCUUCGCACUUAUCCCAUUCAGUAAAAGUUGUGUCAGCUUUCACCCCCUUUUAAACUUGACCCAUUCUGUAAGGUUGCACCGAGUUAUCAGCUCUACGUGGCUUGCAAUAUCAUAAACAUAUUUUGCCCUGGCAUAUUUAAUAUCCGACUACCUUCUCAGGUCCUCAUCUGCACCUUUGUGUGGCAACUGUUGCUGCCACAAUGUUCUCACCUUCUGCUAGCCAGACAGAAUUAAACACGAGAGCUAGCCAGAGCAUAAUAGGGCACUAGUAGUAGUAGUCCACUUAAGUAGAGUAUUUUGGUUGUAUUUUUCGUAAUUAUUGUUUUUGUUCUAGUACUAGUACGUAGCAUAAAA
Triticum aestivum (bread wheat) is the source of this 2519-nucleotide messenger RNA. RefSeq lists its product as uncharacterized. The transcript has 2 exons. The record is from RefSeq and is a predicted model, not a curated record. Bases 113 to 1480 code for a protein of 455 amino acids. Lineage: Eukaryota; Viridiplantae; Streptophyta; Magnoliopsida; Poales; Poaceae.